GCAGAUUCAGAUACAAUGGUUGUUUCCAGAAUGCCUAGUACUGUCAGCCACUGAAUACAGCCGAUAACAGCGCACGAUAUUUCGAAGCUAGUAUCUAGAAACUAAGGCCGAUCCCAUCUCAACAAUGAUUCCCAUCGUGGACUUUUCUUCAUGGAACAAACCGCAGGGUGAGUCCGACAAGUUACAUGUGGCGAAUGAACUUGUGGAAGCUUGCCAAACUGUUGGUUUUGUCUACAUCAUCAACCACGCCCUACCUGAGUCAGUCAUCGAUGCCGCUUUUGACUGGUCCAAGCGUUUGUUCCAACUUCCGAGGGAAGAGAAGUUGAAAGCUCCACAUCCAGAAGGCUGGGCGGUCCAUCGAGGAUACUCAUGGCCGGGAUUGGAGAAGGUUUCCCAAGUGAUGAGCACUGUGGAUGAUGAGCAAGCGCGAAGGAAGUUGAGAGAGGUGCCUGAUGUCAAGGAAAUCUACGAUAUCGGGAGCGAGCAUAAUACCGUCCAACCUAAUCAAUGGAUCCCAAAUGAAUGCCUCCCGGGAUUCCGCAAUUCUAUGACCAAGUUCUAUUGGGAAUGCCAGCGGGUAGGGGAUGAGAUCCUGCGUGCACUCGCUGUUGGAUUGAACUUGGAGAAUGAAUCAUACCUGGUAGAGAAGCAUUCAGGGCAUAACAACCAGCUGCGACUACUCCACUAUCUCCCAGUACCAGCCGCAGACUUAGAGCAAGAACGAACAGCCCGCUGCCCGGCUCAUACUGACUGGAGUUCCAUGACAAUGCUUUUCCAAGACGACUGCGGCGGCCUCGAAGUCGAAGACGUUUCCCAGCCAGGCACGUUUAUCCCCGUGGCCCCUAUCAAAAACGCUAUCGUAAUGAACAUUGGGGAUUUACUCCAGAGGUGGAGCAACGACCGGCUGAGAUCAACUAACCAUCGAGUCCAAGCACCUCCUCUUGCUGAUCGAUUCUCGGGCCCGUUUCGGAUGACUCGUGAGCGGUUGUCGAUUCCGUAUUUCAUGUCUCCCGACCCUGAAUCUGUUAUCGAAUGCAUACCUUCCUGCAUGGAUGAGAAAGAGGGGGCUAAAUACAAACCAAUCACGCAGGCUGAGUACAACAAAAUGCGGGCAUCUAUGAUGUACUAGACCGAUCGGGGCAAAUAAAGCCUGAUUGCAACUAUGGUGGUGUAUGGUUCUGGUUUCUUCUGAAACGGGCGCAUACUCCGCCAAAACCCAUGUAGUAGGGCUUAAGGCGAAGCAGACACCGGUAAAAAUAUAUUAUAACAUCUCUUGAAGAAAGCAGAUUUUACACAUACAUCUGAACCUUCUUGGUACAGGGAUAGUAUGGGGAGAUGCUUGGCCAAGCCCUAAGCCCUAUCCGCAUGUCCGUAUACGGCAAUCCGCAGGUCAGC
Molecule: messenger RNA, 1395 nt
Organism: Aspergillus candidus
Lineage: Eukaryota; Fungi; Ascomycota; Eurotiomycetes; Eurotiales; Aspergillaceae
Product: isopenicillin N synthase family dioxygenase
Exons: 3
Coding region: 125-1129 (334 amino acids)
Molecular function (GO): dioxygenase activity
Source: RefSeq, a predicted model, not a curated record